GUUUUCACACAUUCUGUCAUUAACCUAUUUGGAUUUAGGUUUAGUUAAAAGUUUGAAUUUGUUUAAUUUAGUUAAAAAAAAAAAACAAGAAAAAAUGCGCUCGCAUAUCGUGCUUGUUGCUUUGUCUAUUGUUUUAUUGGCAAAAAACAGUGAAGCAAUGAUCCCGGCGUACUCUGUAUCGGCACUUCGAUUGGCCUUUGACGAAAUCUCCACGGUGUUGCCAAUUGCGAACCAGCUAGCUUGCCUCCUGUUGCCAUUCCUAAUCAAUCUGAUCAACAAUCUGAACAAUUUGUCCAACAUUGUUCAGAACCUGACUCCGGCCCUGUUGCCUUACUUCGGUUGCACUUUACCCCUUCUAUACGCUACCCUGACGGAUUUGGCGUCAGUUUUGUUCUUAUACAUUAGUGUACUGAUUUCUUUAUUCAGAUCUAACGUGCUAGCGGCUCCAGGGCUGCUAAUGGGUUUGGUCUCGCAGGUUCUAAACCUUGUACUUGGAUUGCUAACAGGGUUAUCAGAUGGUACUGGCCUGCUCAGCGGUCUGAUCAAGCUGAUCACUAGUGUAUUGGUAGAAUUAGAGAAAUUAUUGCUUUAAGUGUUAUUUUUUUUUUUAUUGUAAAUAAAGUAUUUUAAUAGGUUUA
This is a messenger RNA of Galleria mellonella (greater wax moth), 638 nucleotides long. RefSeq lists its product as uncharacterized. NCBI's taxonomy places the organism in Eukaryota, Metazoa, Arthropoda, Insecta, Lepidoptera, Pyralidae. The transcript is spliced from 2 exons. The record is from RefSeq and is a predicted model, not a curated record. Bases 95 to 592 code for a protein of 165 amino acids.